AGUGAUCUGUAGUUAUAAGCUGAAGUUACAUAAUUUCUGAAACUAAGGUACUUUCCUUUUUUUUUAUAGCAGGGGAAGUUUGUUGGUUCAACAUUGCUGGAGAGAAGCUUGGAAAAGGGAAAGUCAUGCAUGCAACAAGAGCAUUAGCAUUGUUUUUAGCCAAGCUAAUUGCAAUUUUCCGCCACCUAUCAUUCGAUUAUUGGAGAAGGCACAACAACGACAUUCGCCCAUCAACUACUGUGGGAGUAGGAUGUAGUAGUAGUCUUAGUGAUGUUGAUCUAAAGGUUGUUGAACCUGAGCUGCCAAAGGAAGAAGACCAUGUUCGCCCGUGCAUGGAGCGCCUCCUGAGACUAGAUAAACUAGUUUUGGAACUGAGCAACAAGCCACCUCAGAUUCCAAAAGAAAAAGAAAAAGUCCUCAUGCAAUCUCUGGACAGAAUCAAAUCUGUGGAGCUUGACCUCAACAGAACAAAGAGGGUGCUGCAUUCUGCAGUGGUGAGGCAGGUGGAGAUUGCACAGUUGGUAGACGGUUUGCGGGAGUCUAAAUGUCGGAGAAGAAGAAUCUUCUGUUGAGUCUACAGAAACCAAUUAUUACAGGAGGCACCAUGGGCCGGCAGCAGCGGCUGGCAAGAUGAAUGGAUGGUUGUUACUUACAAUGAAACAAAAAGGAACAU
Molecule: messenger RNA, 673 nt
Organism: Linum trigynum
Lineage: Eukaryota; Viridiplantae; Streptophyta; Magnoliopsida; Malpighiales; Linaceae
Source: the annotation of a GenBank genome assembly